Closterium sp. NIES-65 is the source of this 3204-nucleotide messenger RNA. Lineage: Eukaryota; Viridiplantae; Streptophyta; Zygnematophyceae; Desmidiales; Closteriaceae. The record is from the annotation of a GenBank genome assembly.
AUGUCCAUGUCCACGUCCACGUCCACGUCCACGUCUUCGUCCAAGUCCUCCACGUCCAUGUCCACGUCCAUGUCCAUGUCCACGUCCACGUCCACGUCCAUGUCCACGUCCACGUCCAUGUCCAUGUCCACGUCCAUGUCCACGUCCACGUCCACGUCCACGUCCACGACCACGUCCACGUCCACGUCCACGUCCACGUCCACGUCCACAUCCACGUCCACGUCCACGUGUGGGUCCACGUCCACGUCCAUGUCCAUGUCCACGUCCACGUCCAUCCCGCCCCAUUCUCCCGCUUUCCAUCACCCCGCCCCAUUCCUCGCUUCCCAUCAUCCCGCCCCAUUCCCCCGCUUUCCAUCACCUCUCCACAUUCUCCCUCCUUCCAUCACCCCGCCCCAUUCUCCCCCUUUCCAUCACCCUGCCCCAUUCACCCGCUUUCCAUCACCUCGCCCCAUUCUCCCGCUUUCCAUCACCCCGUCUCAAUCUUCUGCUUUCCAUCACCCCGCCCCAUUCUCCCGCUUUCCAUCACCCUGCUCCAUUCACCCGCUUUCCAUCACCCCGCUCCAUUCUUCCGCUUUCCAUCACCCCGCCCCAUUCUCCCGCUUUCCAUCACUCCGCCCCAUUCUCCCGCUUUCCAUCACCCCGCCCCAUUCUCCCGCUUUCCAUCACCCCGCCCCAUUCUUCCGCUUCCCAUCAUCUCGCCCCAUUCCCCCGCUUUCCAUCACCCCUCCCCAUUCUCCCUCCUUCCAUCACCCUGCCCCAUUCUCUCGCUUUCCAUCACCCCGCCCCAUUCUCCCGCUUUCCAUCACGCCGCCCCAUUCUCCCGCUUUCCAAUACCCCGCCACAUUCUCCCGCUUUCCAUCACCCUGCCCCAUUCUCCCCCUUUCCAUCACCUCGCCCCAUUCUCCCUCCUUCCAUCACCCCGCCCCAUUCUCCCGCUUUCCAUCACCCCGCCCCAUUCUCCCUCCUUCCAUCACCCCGCCCCAUUCUCCCUCCUUCCAUCACCCCGCCCCAUUCUCUCGCUUUCCAUCACCCCGCCCCAUUCUCCCGCUUUCCAUCACGCCGCCCCAUUCUCCCGCUUUCCAAUACCCCGCCCCAUUCUCCCGCUUUCCAUCACCCUGCCCCAUUCUCCCGCUUUCCAUCACCCCGCCCCAUUCUCCCUCCUUCUAUCACCCCGCCCCAUUCUCCCGCUUUCCAUCACCCCGCCCCAUUCUCCCUCCUUCCAUCACCCCGCCCCAUUCUCCCUCCUUCCAUCACCCCGCCCCAUUCUCCCGCUUUCCAUCACCCCGCCCCAUUCUCCCGCUUCCCAUAACCCCACCCCAUUCUCCCGCUUUCCAUCACCCCGCCACAUUCUCCCACUUUCCAUCACCCCCUUCUCUCUCCUUCCAUCACCCCACCCCAUUCUCCCUCCUUCCAUCACCCUGCCCCAUUCUCCCGCUUUUCAUCAGCCCGCCCCAUUCUCGCGCUUUCCAUCACCCCUCCCCUUUCUCCCGCUUUCCAUCUCCCCGCCCCAUUCUCCCGCUUUCCAUCACCCCGCCCCAUUCUCCCGCUUUCCAUCACCCCGCCCCAUUCUUCCGCUUCCCAUCAUCCUGCCCCAUUCCCCCGCUUUCCAUCACCCCUCCCCAUUCUCCCUCCUUCCAUCACCCCGCCCCAUUCUCUCGCUUUCCAUCACCCCGCCCCAUUCUCCCGCUUUCCAUCACCCCGCCCCAUUCUCCCGCUUUCCAUCACCCCGCCCCAUUCUCCCUCCUUCCAUCACCCCGCCCCAUUCUCCCGCUUUCCAUCACCCCACCCCAUUCUCCCUCCUUCCAUCACCCCGCCCCAUUCUCCCUCAUUCCAUCACCCCGCUCCAUUCUCCCGCUUUCCAUCACCCCGCCCCAUUCUCUUGCUUCCCAUAACCCCACCCCAUUCUCCCGCUUUCCAUCACCCCGCCACAUUUUCCCACUUUCCAUCACCCCGCCCCCUUCUCUCUCCUUCCAUCACCCCGCCCCAUUCUCCCUCCUUCCAUCACCCCGCCCCAUUCUCCCGUUUUCCAUCAGCCCGCCCCAUUCUCCUGCUUUCCAUCACCCCGCCCCAUUCUUCCGCUUCCCAUCAUCCCGCCCCAUUCCCCCGCUUUCCAUCACCCCUCCCCAUUCUCCCUCCUUCCAUCACCCCGCCCUAUUCUCCCACUUUCCAUCACCCACCGCAAUCUCCCGCUUUCCAUCACCCCGCCCCAUUCUCCCGCUUUCCAUCAACCCGCCCCAUUCUCCCGCUUUCCAUCACCCUGCCCCAUUCACCCGCUUUCCAUCAACCGCCCCAUUCUCCCGCUUUCCAUCACCCCGCCCCAUUCUCCCGCUUUCCAUCACCCCGCCCCAUUCUGCCGCUUUUCAUCACCGCGCCCCAUUCUCCCGCUUUCCAACACCGCAGCCCAUUCUCUCGCUUUCCAUCACCCCGCCCCCUUCUUCCUCCUUCCAUCACCCGCCCCAUUCUUCCGCUUUCCAUCACCCCGCCCCAUUCUCCCGCUUUCCAUCACCCCGCUCCAUUCUCGCGCUUUCCAUCACCCCGCCCCAUUCUCCUGCUUCCCAUAACCCCACCCCAUUCUCCCGCUUUCCAUCACCCCGCCACAUUUUCCCACUUUCCAUCGCCCCGCCCCCUUCUCUCUCCUUCCAUCACCCCGCCCCGUUCUCCCUCCUUUCAUCACCCCGCCCCAUUCUCCUGCUUUCCAUCAGCCCGCCCUAUUCUCCCGCUUUCCAUCACCCCGCCCCGUUCUCCCGCUUUCCAUCACCCCGCCCCAUUCUUCCGCUUCCCAUCAUCCCGCCCCAUUCCCCCGCUUUCCAUCACCCCUCCCCAUUCUCCCUCCUUCCAUCACCCCGCCCCAUUCUCCCACUUUCCAUCACCCGCCCCAUUCUCCCGCUUUCCAUCACCUCGCCCCAUUCUCCCACUUUCCAUCACCCCGCCCCAUUCUCCCGCUUUCCAUCACCCCACCCCAUUCUCCCGCUUUCCAUCACCCCGCCCCAUUCUCCCGCUUUUCAUCACCCCGCCCCAUUCUCCCGCUUUCCAUCACCCCAGCCCAUUCUCUCGCUUUCCAUCACCCCGCCCCCUUCUUCCUCCUUCCAUCACCCCGCCCCAUUCUCCCUCCUUCCUUCACCCCGCCCCAUUCUCCCGCUUUCCAUCACCCUGCCCCAGAGAAUGGGGCGGGGUGAUGGAAAGUGGGAGAACGGGGCGGGGUGA